Sinocyclocheilus grahami is the source of this 3846-nucleotide messenger RNA. RefSeq names its product microtubule associated tumor suppressor candidate 2a (gene mtus2a). The transcript is spliced from 8 exons. Bases 336 to 3314 code for a protein of 992 amino acids. Lineage: Eukaryota; Metazoa; Chordata; Actinopteri; Cypriniformes; Cyprinidae. Gene Ontology annotation, molecular function: microtubule binding. The record is from RefSeq and is a predicted model, not a curated record. Gene Ontology annotation, cellular component: cytoplasm; nucleus.
GAGAGCGGGCGGUGAGCGGGCUGAAUGAGGGACGACUGACCCUGUGAUUCUCAAAGGUUUGGCACCAGAUGAAUGAACAAGGCAUUUCAAGGUCAUCAAGGCUGAUGUGAUGUCAUCAAGUGCAUUUCCCUGUUAAGAAACAAACAAAUACAGCUCAGUUCUUUGGCGGUAUCUUGGAAUAGAAAUGGAAAUAAUGUGAGAUUAAGUUGUGAUUCUGCACUCCAUCCAAACUGUAAACUUUGAAAGCCUAGGUACAGGCAAGUGAGAGAACAAUACCUUUGAUGGAUCCAGGAUUAUCGUGGAGCUUUUGAGAGGGAAGCUCAGACUUGUACAACAUGAAUGUGCAAGGAAAGAUACAAGUCGGUGAAGUCAACCAACAAGAAGAAAUACAGAAAGACGACAAGCAGUCUUUGAUAGAAACCGUGGAAGAUGCCAAUGCCAAUCAAAUCACCAAAGAGAAAAUUUAUUCAGAUGACAGAGAGCAUGGCAGCCAACUACCCACUCUGGUGUCGCACUCCGAAGCCCAGGAGAGGAUCAUUAUCUGGGGAACACAUGCUCGGUGUGAAGACCCUGAGCUUGAAGAGUUUGAACUGCUGGAAUGUCAAGAGCUAGAAACAUUUGUAGUGGAAGAAGAAGAACAGGUAGACAUGCAGAGUGAAAGAAGCAGAAAGGGAGCAAAGAACUUCAGUGAAAAAGAGUUUUCAUCUACAGCCAUCAGCACCACUAUUGGCUCCCCUUGGAAAGACCACAAUGAAAACCAUAAUGUGGAUGGAGAUGCAAAUGAGAACUCUCAGCCCCUUGACCUCAGGACCUCCAGCUCUCGCUGUGGUGCGAACCGAACCCUGAGAGAUGCGCGAAGUGGUUCUGAGGGCAAUGUCUUUUCAUCUUCUCUUUCUGCAGUGACCAGCCUCAGUGGAAGUUUAGCAAGUGCCCUGGACAGUGCAGGCCGCACACAGCCUCUCUCUUCCCAGUCCACCAAGUCUACCUCAGACAAAGGCAGGAACCAGCAUCCAGCUACUACCGAGUCCUACAUCCACUCAGAGAGAAACAGGGAGCUUCUCAGUGAUUUGGACCAAAACCAUAACUCUACCACACUGCCUCAGGAACCACAAUAUGACCGAAGUAAGCUAAUGCAUCCUUCUUAUGGAGCAGUAAAACUGCAAAAAUUCCAAAUGGAAGCAGAGCAGAAUGCUGGGAAAAGGAUGUCAACCGAGGUGCCGAAAGGUAUGUUGAGGGUGCUACCUUCUUGUAGGCAGCUAGUCCGCCCUCUUUCUACUGAAAAACGACUAACCUCAGGAUACCCCAGCAUAGACACCCAGGCAGACCAGCAACAAUCCCACUCCUCAGAGAAAGGUCAGAGCCAUCCACAAGUGCUGCCUACUACUGAAGUCUACAGCAAUCCCAACGCAGACUCACAGACACCUCCCAACCAGGCUUUUACACGAGAAGCCCAAUGCUUGAAGAGGCAAAGUUCAGCAGAUCGUGCUGUAAGUCCCUCCAGCCUAGAAAGAAAGACUCACUUCAGCAGGCGAGCCUACAGCAGUCCGACUAGACCUUUGACACCUCCAUCCCCCAAGACCACAAGGUCUCCUCAAAGACAGCCUCCUUCCUCACCCAUCAAGACAUUACCUUCUCGAGGUCCUCAGUUGGGUUAUGCUGGGUUUAGCUCGGGCUUAAGAACCCCAGUUAAAACCACAAUCAACACAAGCAUCCAUAAAACUCAUCCACAGCAGGCAUUAUUGGAGACCUCCCCUCCAAGCAAGUGCCUGCCAAAACCGAAAAGUGUCCGGCCCAAAAUCAUUACGUACAUUCGGAAGACUCCCCAGGUGAAACCCCAGUCUUUUGAGGGAACUUACGAGGUGUCGUCCUUAGCUACGAGACUCUCAACAUACAGCAGCACACAGGCCAAACCAGCGGUCGAAGAUCAAGGGGAAGCCACUGUGCUGAGUGCCUCAAAUUUACUCUAUGAUAAGUAUCGUCAAGAGAUGCAGAAGGUCCGGUUCUUCUCGCCUGGACUCAUGAUGUCUGGGAUUAAGCCACCCAGCAACACCAUGCCCCAUAAAAUGACAGGCAGAGCAGACAGCUUCUAUGGUUCUCUCAACAAGCCUCUGUCUGCAGCAGCGGGCAGAUCUCCAUUAGCCCUUGGGUCUCCAGUUUCUGGAGCCGAGGACCCUUCUGGACCCCCUAUGGGAGCACAGGAUAUGGGGAGUCUGUAUCGUCCACCACGAGGCCUAAGACCCCAGCUUGGCAUUGGUGCUGUAAACAGGACUCCCUUUGCAACUGCCAAGAACAGGAUGGUCCUAACAGGCCAGCCGAAGUCACCACUGACCCUCAGUCAACCAAUGCAGGCAGUAAACCCGACCACUCAAACCCCUCAGGAACCUCAAGAUCAGAGAAAGCCAGUGGUGACUGGGUUAGCUGCUAAAUCCCUCCUGCCGAAGCCAGCUCAGUCUGGCCUGCGUCCUCCCGGUUACUCGCGCCUCCCGCCGGCUCGUCUGGCCGCCUUUGGGUUUGUUCGGAGCUCUAGCGUCUCCUCUGUGUCCAGUAAUCACUCGACUGACAGCACUUGGAGUGACCCCUGCCGACCCGCCGACAGUCCCAACAGUGUAAGUGAUGAGCCGCCACCGCUUCACCGUGUCACCACGUCACCUCCUGGAGAUGGAUCCAGAGCACCGUGCCGUAGCACCCCUCAACCCCCCAACACCCCUGCACCCAUACGCCGCUCCCUGUUGCCCCCUCCUCGAAGCUCCCCCGUGGCAUCCCGUAAGGAAUUCCAGAAGAGUUCUGACGGCACCCGUUCAUCUCUCUCCUCCCCUAAGAGACUCGCUGUAGUGUCUCCUAAACCGCAGUCUCCAGGUAACCAACCAGAACAAAGAUCAACCCAAGAUAUUGCCCAAAAGAACCUGUAUCUGGAGGAGCGGGUCCAGGUGCUUCAGCAGCAGAAUGAAGACCUGAUGGCCCGCAUUGAUCGCCAUCUCACAGUCUCAAGACAACUGUCUGAGGAGAACGCAAACCUUCAGGAGUAUGUGGAGAAGGAGACCAACGAGAAGAAACGGCUGAGCCGCAACAAUGAAGAGCUGCUCUGGCUUCUUCAGACGAGUCCCCAUCUGUCUCCUUCCUCUUCUCCCAUCCACAGAGCCUUCUUCCCCGGCCCUGAUAUCCCUCCUUACCCUUACUCUCCGGGUCCUGGGACCCCCACACACUCCUGUUCCCCUGGCCCCUCUCCGGCACCAGGGACGCCCACUCUCAGAGGCUCACCAGCAGCACGCUCGUCCCCUGCCCGGAUCCCAAACGCCAACACAUUUUCCAGAUGAGCUGUUUUACUGAAUCCCAGUCACAUCGCCCAUUUUCUGUUACUGUGCAUUGUGACAGCAUUGUAUCGUUUUGGCGUGCAGACCGCCCACGUUUUUCUUAGAAAAACAGGUUUUAUAUGUCAUAAGAUAAUGUCAACCCAAAUGGUCAGACAGCCUUUGUCACUUCCGUUUGUUGACGAAUCGGACUUCGUAAAUGCGUAGCAUCAGAAUGAAAGAGCUAAUGAUGCUAAUGCUCAUGAUGUGCUGCCAACAAUGCUUGGUCUGCAUGGAGGCAGGACCUUUUUUGUGUAUACAGAAGUAGCUCAACUUUGACUCUAAAACAUGCUGUUGGACUCCAACACAAAUGUCUGUAGUUUCUUCUGAAUGACAUACGAGAACUUUAUACAACAAAAAGCACUUUAGGUUUCUGCCCUACCUUCUUCCUACAGAUAAAUGCACCAGCAUUUUUUGUGGUCUGGUUUAUUUUUUUAUGCGAUAUGUCUUCUGAUUUUACAAAUCUCCCAAGUUCUGAUUUAGAAUGUUUCGAAUUAGU